This is a messenger RNA of Syzygium oleosum, 1042 nucleotides long. RefSeq lists its product as uncharacterized. NCBI's taxonomy places the organism in Eukaryota, Viridiplantae, Streptophyta, Magnoliopsida, Myrtales, Myrtaceae. Gene Ontology annotation, molecular function: phosphatase activity. The coding region runs from base 16 to 963 and encodes 315 amino acids. The transcript has 7 exons. The record is from RefSeq and is a predicted model, not a curated record. Gene Ontology annotation, cellular component: chloroplast.
CGGAGAAGAAGAGAGAUGCUGGGUCGAUGCUCGAUGCCUCCAUCGUCGAGCGACGUUCAGUUGUUGCAGAGCUUGAGCGGGAUUCGGCAUCUCGCGGAAUCGCGUCGCUUCAAGGCGUGGUUCUUGGAUCAAUUUGGUGUCCUUCAUGAUGGCAAACAGCCCUAUCCUGGAGCAAUUUCAACUUUGGAAAAACUAGCAUGUAGUGGUGCGAAGAUGGUGAUCAUAAGUAAUUCCUCUAGGCGUGCAUCGACAACCAUGGAAAAGAUGAAGCACCUUGGAUUUGAUCCUUCUCUCUUUGUGGGAACCAUCACCAGCGGAGAACUCACGUAUCAGUACUUGAAGAGGAGAGAUGAUGCUUGGUUUGCUGCCCUUGGGACAUCAUGCAUUCAUAUGACCUGGAGUGACCAGGGCGCGAUAUCUCUAGAGGGCUUAGGCUUGAAAGUUGUGGAGAACGUUGCAGAAGCAGAGUUUAUUUUGGCUCACGGCACCGAAGCUUUGGGUCAGGCUUCAGGUUCAGUACGACCUAUGAAAUUAGAGGAUCUUGAGAAAAUAUUGGAGCAAUGUGCAGCUAAAAGAAUUCCUAUGGUGGUAGCCAAUCCUGAUUUUGUGACAGUUGAGGCUAGAUCCUUGCGCGUAAUGCCCGGUACGUUGGCAUCCAAAUAUGAGAAGCUUGGAGGUGAAGUCAAAUGGAUGGGGAAGCCUGGGAAGAUUAUCUAUGAAGCAGCUAUGAAGAUGGCCGACGCAGAUGCUUCUGAUUCUAUAGCAGUAGGAGAUUCUCUCCACCACGACAUUAAGGGUGCGAAUGCAGUUGGAAUCCAAUCAGCCUUCAUCACGUGUGGAAUACACGCCUCUGAACUUGGACUUGACAGUUUUGCAGAAGUUGCGGAUACAUCUCGUGUGGCGGCUUUAGCGUCCAAAUAUAGUUCUUGUCCAUCAUACGUGUUGCCUUCAUUUACCUGGUAGAGUACAUUCCGGUGAGUAUAUUCAUGGUAUAAUUAUUUUGAGUAGAUAAUUUUUAUAGAAAAUUAUUCACUUUCAGAGG